Molecule: messenger RNA, 741 nt
Organism: Adineta steineri
Lineage: Eukaryota; Metazoa; Rotifera; Eurotatoria; Adinetida; Adinetidae
Source: the annotation of a GenBank genome assembly
AUGGCAUCAAUAACAAAAGAUGAUGAAUUAUGUUCGUUUGAUGUGCCAGAAACAACACGUCAUUCAGGUGGUCAUACAUUAUAUAAGAUCAUAUUACAAGUUACACCAAAAGAAUUAACACAAAAUAGUUAUCAACUUGUAUAUUGGAAACGAUAUACAGAUAUUCGAAAACUAUACGAUGUUCUUAGUCGUUAUCAUCAAGCAGUUUAUCGUCCUGGUAAAUUUCCUGAUUUUCCAGAAAAAUCACGAUUUAUGGAACGUUUUGAUCCAGUUAUUGUUGAAGAACGACGUGUUGCUACAAAAAAUUUUCUUAAUUAUGUUCUACAACAUUUAUAUUUACGUACACAUGAAGCAUAUAUAAAUUUUUUUCAGAAAGGUGAUAAAGUUUUAUUACCUGAUGUCGAAACAGUUCCUUUACAACCUCAAGUUAUCAAUUCACAAUCUGAGGUGAUUAAUAAUACAAAUUCGAUUACAACAUUACCAACUUCAACAAAUGAAUCAAUUAUAGAACCAGAGAAAGAUGAAAUUUUAUUAACUACUGAUGAAAAUGAACAAAUAGAAAAUGUGACAAAUACUUGUGCUCAGAUACUUGAAGAUCUGAAUGAUCUUCAGUUUGAACAACAAGAAGAAAUUAAUAAAGAAAAAAAAGAAUUUAAUUUAAUUAAACAAGAAGUUGAUGAAGUAGCAAAUUUACUCUCAUUACCAUUGGCAACAACGACAAAAAACAAUAAUUCGCCUUAA